AUGGUAAUUGGAAUCGUUAUUGCAUUAGGUGCUAUCGCCAUUGAAAGACAUUUGGAAAAGAAGAAGCUUAGAAACAUGAGUGCUCAAGAGAGGGAAGAAUAUGAACGCUACCAAAGUGCUCAGGAACAAGGAGGAUCUCCACCGCAAUACCUGAAACAUUACCCUGCUCCACCGCAAUAUCUGGAACAAUACCUGGAUGCCGGGUAUCAUUCGCGUCCAGCCAAGACCAGUAAUUCUUGCAGAAUGAAUUACAAUCGUGGAAGAAGAAUGACAAACAAGCAGGACAAAACAGCGCUGCCUCCUACAUCCAAGGGGAACAAGAAAGGCCAUGGAGCAGAGUUUGUAGCGGAGAAUAAAGGUGUCUCAAACACUCCACCAGCAUAUACCGUUUGA
Messenger RNA from Lodderomyces margitis, 393 nucleotides. RefSeq lists its product as uncharacterized. Lineage: Eukaryota; Fungi; Ascomycota; Pichiomycetes; Serinales; Debaryomycetaceae. Bases 1 to 393 code for a protein of 130 amino acids. The record is from RefSeq and is a predicted model, not a curated record. The transcript has a single exon.